This is a messenger RNA of Bursaphelenchus okinawaensis, 774 nucleotides long. NCBI's taxonomy places the organism in Eukaryota, Metazoa, Nematoda, Chromadorea, Rhabditida, Aphelenchoididae. The record is from the annotation of a GenBank genome assembly.
AUGAGAAGAAUUUACGUUGUUCGACAUGCUGAACGUGAAGACAACGUAAAUUCAAAAUGGCAUCGGGAUUAUCCCGAUUUUACGAGUGAUAACUCACCUUUAUCAGCGCGAGGACGAAGUCAGUGUGAGGAUUUGAGGAAAUAGUAGGUUUUUAUAUUUAUAAUUCAUUAAUAUUUGUGAAUUUCACUUAUUCUACGCUAUCUUUUGAAUGUUUUUGAUGUUAACAUUGUUUUAGUUUUGAGAAAAUUGAAAUCUCUUCAAUAUACGCUUCUCCAUUUGACAGAACAAUGGAAACAGCUUCAAUUUUGCUUGGGAAGAAAGAGAACAAGAUCAAAGUAGAAGCAGGAUUUAUUGAAGUAAGUUAACUUUUACUUUUAUCUGUUUUACCUUUAGAUAAUGUACCUCUGCGAGGAUCCACCUGGUUACUGGCCAACAGAUCAAUUGGCUACAAAGUUUCCGAAAGUUGAUUUAUCUUAUAAGCCAGUCUUUCAAGCACCAUUACCUCCAGAACCAGAUGAUUGUUUGGACAGGGUGGACAAGACCUUGCACAAGAUCAUCGAAAGAGAAGAAGACGCUGAGAACAUUGUUAUAGUGUCUCAUGGGUCACCUGUAGCCAGUAUUUAUGAGAGUUUGACUGGUCGGUAUCAAUACAUUGGACAAACUACAAUUAGUAUAUUUGAGGAGACUGGAUUGGGAUCUGGAAAGUUUGUUUGCAUUCAACGAGCUGGACGAGAUCACUUGUCACGGGAUAAUAAACUAAAUUUACGGGGUUAG